AUGGAUUUCAAUGAGCAGUCGUAUUAUAAAACAAAACAUUUGGAUAUCAGUAAAGAUGAUUUUAAAACUAUAUUAGAAGUUCCUUCUUAAGGAGAAGUAGUUAGAUUUAUCGAAAAAUAUUAGGAUCCUGAUAAAUUUAUAAAAAUUAGUUAAAACGGCAGAAUAGAUAACCUUAGAUAAUAUUUUAAGCGUAAGCAUAUAUAAGCUUAGUAAACAUUCUUACUUGGUCAAGGAACUCAGAAAACUUUAUUGUUUAAAAGUUACUGA
Molecule: messenger RNA, 267 nt
Organism: Tetrahymena thermophila SB210
Lineage: Eukaryota; Ciliophora; Oligohymenophorea; Hymenostomatida; Tetrahymenidae
Exons: 2
Source: RefSeq, a predicted model, not a curated record